Molecule: messenger RNA, 5114 nt
Organism: Papilio polytes (common Mormon)
Lineage: Eukaryota; Metazoa; Arthropoda; Insecta; Lepidoptera; Papilionidae
Gene: bnl
Product: fibroblast growth factor 3
Exons: 5
Coding region: 813-1652 (279 amino acids)
Biological process (GO): positive regulation of gene expression; regulation of cell migration; positive regulation of protein phosphorylation
Cellular component (GO): cytoplasm
Molecular function (GO): growth factor activity; fibroblast growth factor receptor binding
Source: RefSeq, a predicted model, not a curated record
AUUUUUCGCGCUAGUUUUACGCGCGAUUCGAAAAAGUGCCGGCUCGGUAUGCAGUUGCAUAACAAUGCAACGGACGAAGGCCGCUAGGAAAAUGUCGUGCUAGUGCAGUGAAAAUUUGCCUUCGGUGUAACGUUUCCACGCGGUGUUACGUGCGGCCGGUAGCGGAUUUGGACCGAUUUCAGUGCACAGACGACUUGACCAUCGCUCUCUUACGAAACGUUUCCAAAAACUUUUUAGCCGGAAAAAGUUUACGUUUCGCCAUAACGACAGUUAUCUGAUAAUUAUAAAGCGAUCUUUAAACUCGUUUACAGUCUGUUGGAAAUACUAAUAUCCGUUACCGAAGUGUGAGUGAGAAUUCAGUUAGAGUUACAAUAUAACCACAAGUGAAUACGAUCCUGGAAACGGUACGAAAGUGAGAACUGUGUUGGUGAACUGUGCGCGGUUUUACAUACGAAAAAGAAAAAAAUAUAUCGUGUCGACCGGCGUUACGAAAGUGCAUAGAGUACACAGCGUGAGACGGCGCCGGCGCAACCUCAGUCCGUUUGCGGCUAAGUAAACCGAGAUACGCGGGGCUGUCGCAAAUCUUACUCGCAUGGUGCAAUACAUCUAACAUGCCUCACGUGGCCUUGGAUCGAUAUCUGGCAGUGAUUGAGUGAUUCUUAUGAGACUUAUGAUGUGCGAAAGGGGUGUGCGGCAAGGGACUGCGUAAGUGCCGUGUUGAGCGCGUGUCGGGCAUGCGUGGCGAGCAUGCUAGCCUCGCGGGGCGCUGAUCAGUGACGGCGCCCGCGCGGUUGCCAUGGGCGCGGCGCGUCAUGCGCUCGCGGACGCGCCCCUUGCGGCUGCUGGUGGCGGCGCUCGCCCUGGCGUCCUGCGCCGCCGCGCCCGCACCCGCGCCCGCCCCCGCCGAGCCGCGCGCGCAGCGUUCCGCCAACCUCAGCCACAUCACCGGCACCUCGCGUACCAUACAAAUGUUCCUCAAGAAUCGAUAUCUCCAGCUAUUACCCGAUGGCACCGUCAACGGUACUACAGAAGACAAAGGCGUUUACACGAUACUUCAGCGUGCGACAUACAAGGUCGGCCUCCUGACGAUCCAGGGGGUGUCCACCUGCCUCUACCUCUGCAUGGAUGCCUGCGGCUUCCACUACGCUAAUAAGGAUCUGUCUGAUGACUGCGUGUUCGAAGAGCACAUAGAAGAGAACAACUACAACACGUAUUCAAGGAUCCGAGCCGGCAAGAAGACAUACCUCGCGUUAGACAACCGUGGCAGGUCGCGACGCACACAGAUCCCCGUCAGCCGGCCCCUCGGAAACCUCUCGGGGUACGCCCUCACGCUGACUACGCGAUGGGAUGGACCACGGCAGUCGCAGUGUCCGCCACGCCGCCACCGCGGCAAACUCAAGCGCCCACCCCCCUUCCAUAGGAACUGCCACAAACGCCUGCAGAAGCAGAAUAUGAGGCAUAAACGUAAGCACAAGAAAGCGAACGAUCCGAAAAAGAAGCAGCGUCAUCCCAAGGGUAGGAGAAAACACGACAACGGCACGACCACCACGACGGAGGUGACAUGGGAUGAGUCGACCAUGUCGACUGUGUCCACUACCGAUGCGGAGUUUUUUCGGUCGGCGACCGCGCAGGAGGCGGUCGGCCGCGCGUGAGCCCGCUGCUCCUAGGCGCCGCCGUUGCGCUCGCACAAUACCGACGUUCCGCCCCCCGCGCCCCGCACACGCUCCACUCCCCGGACCACUAGCCGACCUCAUACUCUAGCGCUGGGCGGCGAAACUACGGUCACUGCUUGCUCUAUUUGCAAUUAAAACUUUAAAUUACACAAAACAAAUAAUAUUGGUGAUAUGAACUUGUAAAUAUCAGAAUUAGUUGACAAAACAGGUUAUGGAUGGCUUUUGGUCAGCAUUUGACCAGUUUAAAGCGCCCCGUUUUGGACAAUCCCGUUUGUAAUUUUAGAUAAGUGCACCGGUGACCUGUUUCGCCGCUUCAAGGCCGAGGUUGCUUCGACUAUUGCGAUUGUUUUGUAAUAUUAAAUGUAAUGAAAUACUCAAUCGAGUCGCAUCAAAUGAACAAAUCGAUGUCUGAGCUGCAACGUGUAAUAACAAAAUGAUAUUAUUCUACCAAAGCUACUGAAAUUAUCUAUCUCAAUUUAUAUUCCUAGUUCGCUUUAAAAUGUAGGUUUAUCGGCAAGAUUCCAAUUGUCUUAGUUACUGUUACUUGUCAUGAAAUUAUUAACGUAGAUGAUAAAGUAAUAAUAAAUUUAAUCGAAUGGAAUAAUUUGAAAUGUGUCAAGAAUAUCGUUUGGUAAGGAAAUGUUAGAGUUAGCUGUAGGAUUCCUGUUCGCGCACUCUCGCUCUGGUACGUUGGUACUGUACGGAAUCAAUCAGUUCCUUUAUUUUUCCCACUAAAUGGUGUCCGCCAUGUUUAUUUGAAUGAAGUUGACAUUUCAACUGUCAAAAGUGGACGUCACUUACUCUAUGGUACCAUUUGCAAUGUGGACACGAACAGGAAUCGUAGAAAGGUUUUGUACUUAGUUGGAUGAUUGGGGGAUUAAUUUCAUAAGAAAUUGACUGAAAAUAUAUGACUGAGUAAUGUAGGUUUGUUGGUUUCGGAAUAGGUAAGGCAUUGUGCGGCGGACGGCUGGCUAUUUUUAUAAGUUCGAAGUACCAUAGACAAGCGGUCUUGUUUUGUUUCUGUCAGAAAAAAUAUUUGGAACAUUAUUUCGUGUUAUCGAUGGAUGCUAUUUUCUCGAAUAAUGCAUCGAUUCAAGACCGCUUGCCUCGGGCAAUUCAAAAAAAUUAGUGAUAAACGAUAAACGGAGAUGAAGUGACUACUAGUAGAUAGCUCUUAAAACGUGUAUCUAAUUUGUAAAUUAUUUAUUUUCCAUAGAGAAAGUCGUAUUUUGUUAACGUUUUAGUUGAUGUUUUUAAUUAUUAUUAUUCUCUUGUCCCCUUAGUUCCAACCGAAUGUAGAUACGUAGGAUUUUAUACGCUUGUACUUUUAGUGAGCCAAUUUUGUGUAUUAUAUUAUUUUAAUCGGUUCGGUAGCGAUAUGUGCUUUUACAUGGUUUUUGUAUAGAGUAUGGACGCUUUAAAUGUGAUUGUAUUGACUCGAAGCGCGGUUACAUUCAUUUUAGUGAACCCUCGCAUUUUUGUAUGUAGUUUAAUGAAACUUUUAUAGGAUUCAGCGAAUUUCAUUUGAACCACAGUGAAGAUUCUAAAAAUAAUUUGACAAUGCUAUAUUUAUAUUACCACACUUUAAGUUGUAACUCAUAUAUUUAUUUAUAUUUUCAAUGUUGUAACUUUUUUUAUUAGUCUUAAUAUAUCGCUGAAUCUUAUAUCAAGAGUUUCGGAAACAUGUACAACAAGCUUUAUGAAUGUACCUACAUAUGUUAGUUGAAUAUUGCAGUUUAUUUAUGAUGUAUGUAUUUUUUAAAAGAAUCACGCGAAAAUGACAUGCAAUCUUUUACAAUAUAAAAGCAUUUAUUUUGUCUUAAAAACGUCGGUGCCGUUACAUCGAUGUAUCGAUUUGUGUCCUUUUCGAUUGAAAAUAAUCGAUUAAUCGGGUACAAUUUUACUCGUUAUCGUAUUGUAAAUUAAACCGUGCGAUUUUUAAAUUAGAAUAGCACCAGUAUUUGGAUAUUGUAAGAAUAUUCUCCAUUACAAUAUCUAGUUUUUAUUAGUUUUAUAUUCUGUAGACGAUGUAAGUGAAAAAUCGAACUGUCAAUGUCAUUAAAGAACGUUACGAUAAACACGAUGUAAUAGCCUAAUAAUUUCGUAAUUUAAUUGUGAUGAUCACAAAAUUAUCCUAAACAAAUUAUUAAUGAUUAUUUUUUAACUGAAUAUAAUUAAAUGACAUAAUAAAAUGUUGCCUGUGUAAAAAAUACUUAAAGAUUGUAUUGAUCGUUAUUAAAAAGGUCUAAUGUGAAAUUAUUAGGCUAGUUUACAUUAUUUAUACUGCCGAAAUGUAAAAUACAAGUUGAUGUUAUAUAUUAUUUAUACACAAGUGCCAUAAUAUAUCUAAUUAUCUGGAUUUAUAUACCGAAUGAGGGGAUAUUGUUGAUUUCCAAUGUCUAUGUCCUAUUUUCGCAAUUUAUCGUUAUAAAUAAUUCACGAGGACUGGUCAGGAAUACGGAGCCAUGGUACGCUUGAAUAUAUUAUGCGGGCAAAUGAAAACAAAACCCACUUAACGGUUAAUUAUAAAAUAUUUUGUUUGAGUUAUGGAAACACUAAUGUUUUGUUCCACAUUAGCCGAUAAACAGAAAUUCACCUAAAUCGAUUUCGAGAAACGACUUCAAUGUAUUCGAUUUUACGAUCGGUUUCCGGACGGAAACCGAGUCUAAUAUUAAUACAUGUUUUCAUUAGCCAGUUAUAAUAUCGCACUGAUUUCUGUUCUAAAUGAAUAGGCUGUUGCUUGGUAGGGGCAGUUUUUUUUUUCGAUUUAAACCCAUCUACUUUAAAUGACGAUUUAAUAUAUUUCUAUUAUUAGUUCGAAUCGUCACCAUUUCGACCAAACGCAACCUAUAGUGUCUAAAUGCCAGAAAUCAUAUAGGCACAAAAUACCAAGCCCUAUAACCUAUCUAUUUAAUAGAGAUUAGUGUUAGUCUGUGGUUUCCUUACAAGUGACAGUUAAUUGAUUUUCAAAUCAUGUAAGUUUCUAAAUUCGAAUUUUAAAAAAGGAACAAAGAAAAAACUUCCAUUUAUGGUGGCAUUACAAACUGUCAAGACGUCUUAUUGUAAAUACAUUCUAGAUAAAAUUUGCGAUGUAUUAAAUCUAUUAAUAUAAUCAUCGUUAUUUACCGUUUCCCACCAAAACAUGGCUCCGUAAACCACAGCAUUCUCUAUAGGAACGUCAAGAGGGGUCAAACAGUAUUAAUUAUCUAUACCUUACUUACAAUAAUUUUAACUUAAUGCUCUCGCUGACGCAUGUUUGUACAAAUUACGGACAAUUUAAAACAUUUAAAGAUGUGUAUAAUAUUAAACAUCUAAAGUAGAAUUUAAAAAUUCACCUUUUUACGUAGGUUUACCAAAUGAAGAUUGAUCGAAACUUUUAGACAAUAAACUUUUUACAGCCUCUUUUACCGACAAAUAAAUAAAACAAAUCUUGAAAUACAA